Molecule: messenger RNA, 561 nt
Organism: Australozyma saopauloensis
Lineage: Eukaryota; Fungi; Ascomycota; Pichiomycetes; Serinales; Metschnikowiaceae
Gene: GUK1
Product: guanylate kinase
Exons: 1
Coding region: 1-561 (186 amino acids)
Biological process (GO): purine nucleotide metabolic process
Cellular component (GO): cytosol
Molecular function (GO): GMP kinase activity
Source: RefSeq, a predicted model, not a curated record
AUGCCUAGACCAGUCGUUAUCUCCGGCCCCUCCGGUACCGGUAAGUCCACUCUCUUGAAGAAGUUGUUUGCCGAGUACCCAGACAAGUUUGGUUUCUCCAUCUCCAACACCACCAGAUCUCCAAGAGCUGGUGAGAAACACGGUGUCGACUACCACUUCACCACUGUCGAGGACUUCAAGAAGUUGAUCGACGAGGAGAAGUUCAUCGAGUGGGCCCAGUUCUCCGACAACUACUACGGUACCUCCAUCAAGGCCGUGGAUGACGUCUCGAAGCAGAACAAGAUCUGUCUUUUGGACAUCGACAUGCAGGGUGUCAAGUCUGUCAAGAAGAGCACCAUCGAUGCUCGUUACUUGUUCUUGAGCCCUCCAUCCAUCGAGUCUUUGAAGGAGAGAUUGGUGGGUAGAGGUACCGAGACUGAGUCUUCCAUCGCCAAGAGAAUUGCUGCUGCUGCCGCUGAGCUUGAGUACGCCGAGACCGGUGCUCACGACAAGAUUAUUGUCAACGAUGACUUGGACAAGGCUUAUGCUGAGUUCAAGGAGUUCAUCUUGGCCGAGGAGUAA